This is a messenger RNA of Rubroshorea leprosula, 1301 nucleotides long. NCBI's taxonomy places the organism in Eukaryota, Viridiplantae, Streptophyta, Magnoliopsida, Malvales, Dipterocarpaceae. The record is from the annotation of a GenBank genome assembly.
UAUCCAUCAAACCCACUAAAACAAUGGCUUCAUUUUCCCCUCUAAAAUUUCUUGCUAUUUUGCUAGUCCUUCUUGUCUCACCAUUGUCAUCUGCAAGAUAUCAUUCUGGGCAAAACACCCAUGAUGUUUCUUCUUCAACUGCUUAUAGUUUGGCCAAAAAGCAAGCAGAAAGGCUGAUCAAAUCUUUCAACUUGUCCCCUAAAGACUCUGUUAGCACUAUUCAUGCCGACACAACUGCAUCAAAAUCAGAGGACGCUCCGGGGAUUGUUGAGAAACAAUUCAAAUUCCCUUCAGUUUCUGGCCCUGGACCUUCUGUUCAAGAAUUUGGUCAUUAUGCUGGAUACUAUAAACUCCAACAUUCUAAAGCUGCAAGGAUCAAAUUUAUUCCUUAUUCAUUCUUGGAAAAUCAAGUGAUCAUGGAGCUCUCUCUCUGCAUUUUUUUUUCCUCAGAAACUGGGGGUGAGAAUGCUUGUAUUUCUUCUUAUCAAACCUGCAAUGGUAUAUUUCAUCAGAUACUGUCUUAUGCUGGUAACAUAAACUACUAUGAUAUUAGAAAGCAAUGCGAGGGAUCCUUGUGCUACGACUUCUCAGCCAUGGAGACAUUCCUGAAUGAGAAAUCAGUCAAGGAUGCACUUGGAGUUGGAGACAUAAGCUUUGUCUCCUGCAGCACUGAUGUGUAUUAUGAGAUGACGGGAGACUGGAUGAGGAAUCUGGCAAUCGGAAUUCCUGAGCUGCUUGAGGACGGUAUCAGGGUUCUGUUGUAUGAAGGGGAGUACGACCUCAUAUGCAACUGGCUUGGAAAUUCCCUGUGGGUUAACGCAUUGGAAUGGUCUGGCCAGAAAGAGUAUCAGGCAGCUCCGACUGUUCCUUUUGUAGUUGAUGGUAAAGAAGCCGGAAGGCUGAAGACUCACGGUGCUCUGUCUUUCCUCAAGGUUCAUAAUGCAGGUCACAUGGUUCCAAUGGAUCAGCCGAAGAAUUCUUUGCAGAUGCUAGAGAGCUGGAUGCAAGGAAAAUUGGCCAUGCAGGCAUCCAUUUUGGAUGAAAUUUAAAAUUUCAUUGAUUCAAAACUGUUAUUUACAUUUAGAGCAACUAUAGCUGCCAUGUAUACAUCCUUAAGGACUGCUCCCAAGUAAUGUCCCCUGCGCCAUAUACAACAGAAAAAUCAUUCUAAUGAUCCUGGGAUUGUCUACCCUCUCUAUUGUCCCCGUUGCCCCUUCUUACAUAUUCUGUUGCAGAAGUAACACAUACAAUGUGCGUAACAUAUACUUGCUCGGCUUGGUUAAUAUAAUCACAAAAACAUA